Pestalotiopsis fici W106-1 is the source of this 1728-nucleotide messenger RNA. RefSeq lists its product as uncharacterized. Gene Ontology annotation, molecular function: aspartic endopeptidase activity, intramembrane cleaving. The record is from RefSeq and is a predicted model, not a curated record. Gene Ontology annotation, biological process: membrane protein proteolysis. Gene Ontology annotation, cellular component: lumenal side of endoplasmic reticulum membrane; membrane; cytoplasmic side of endoplasmic reticulum membrane. Lineage: Eukaryota; Fungi; Ascomycota; Sordariomycetes; Amphisphaeriales; Sporocadaceae. Bases 1 to 1728 code for a protein of 575 amino acids. The transcript has 2 exons.
AUGACCAAUUCUUCGGCAGAUGGAGUGCCGGGUGACGGAUUGGAUGUGACGGGAAAUCUGACUUUGUUCCAAUCAUUCUCUCAAAUUCCUGCAGACUUGUGGAAACACCAAGAUCUUCUCAUUAUCCAGACCAAGGUUGUUUGCGCCGCUCUUGGAUGUAUUUAUCUCGGAGCACAUGCUUCUCUGCGACGUCCGCCUAGCGCAAGCCCACCACCCAAGAAGUCGAAAUCAGGAAAGACAAAGAAAGAUGAGGAUCAGGAUGACCAGUUCGUGCAGGGGCUUGUUGCCUCGGAUGCCAUCAUGUUUCCCAUCAUGGCCGGCACGGUUCUCGUUGGUCUUUACUAUCUGAUCAAAUGGCUAGAAGAUCCUGCCAUCAUUAGCAAGAUAAUGGGCAUCUAUUUCUCAGUCAUGUCGCUCGGCAGUAUAGCCAAAAUGGCUGCUGAUUCACUUCACUUCAUCACUGGAUUCAUCUUUCCUGAGGUGUGGAAGUCGACAAGUGGCACCUUGUACCACUUUGACAACUCCCGCAAGUGCCUAUAUACGCUCAGCGAGUCUGGUGAGCGUAUAUACGACAACUCAAAACAAUCACCAUUUCCCGGUGUGUUGAGCUUUGUUGGCCUGACGGAGCAGAGACGCAACACGUUCUGGGAGCUCCGCCACCUAUUCUAUGAGCACUGGACAAUCCGCAUCGGCAUGCAUGGAAUCGGGAAGCAAAAGUUCCAGGUCAAGCUCAAUGACGUCCUCGGAGCAUUCUUGGCCAUCGGCGCAAGCAUCCUUUACCAAACCACCAAGUCGAACUUCCUGUCAAAUGUCAUGGGCUAUGCAUUCUCCUACGUCGGAGUCAUUACACUCUCCCCCACUACCUUUACCAUUGGUAGUUCUGUUUUGUUCGGCCUGUUUUUCUACGAUAUCUACAUGGUUUUCUACACUCCAUACAUGGUGACCGUUGCCACAAAACUUGAUGUCCCCAUCAAGCUAGUUUUCCAGUCAAACAAGCAAUCCAGCAUGCUCGGACUUGGUGAUAUAGUUGUUCCGGGUAUCUUUAUUGGUCUUUGCCUCCGUUUCGAUCACUUCUUACAUUACUACCGCCAGCAGAAGUUGAUUCCCGUUGAACUGGAGACUGAAGCUACCUCAGAGGAUGGCCAGAUCUCAACCAAGAAGGAAACGCAGCGUAUUGUCCACAAACCUGUGUACGUCAAUCCCCAGGGCCAGUGGGGCAAUACGUUUUGGGGCAACUCGAGUGCCACUCCCGCCACAAAGGCCGCUGGCUUCAAGAAGACAUACUUCACGGCUGCCAUGGUAGGCUACCUGUUAGCCAUGGUGAUGACGUUGGCUAUGCUGUUGAUAUUCAAGCACGCCCAGCCUGCGCUUCUGUAUCUUGUCCCUGGCGUCGUAUCAGCGGUGUGGAUCACAGGUCUUGUCCGUGGCGAGCUCCGCGAAAUGUGGAUUUAUACUGAGGAUGGUACUCUGGAUAAACAAGACGUUGUUGUUGAAGUUGAUGGAAACGGAAACGUGAUCAAGGAGAUUGAAGAAUCGAAAGCCGACCAAGACGAAGUAAAGAAAAAGGACAGUGAUGCGGCCAAGGCAUUGGUGGACAAGCAAGGCGAAGAUGCAGCCGAUGAGAAGUCCAAGUCCUCUGAGUCUACCAAGAAGUCACGAUCGAGGACUGUCUUUGUGUUUUCCAUCGAGGCGCCGCCUUCGCCUGCAGAAGUAGAGGCAUCAAGCUAA